This is a messenger RNA of Candida albicans SC5314, 2529 nucleotides long. It is a transcript of the gene TSR1, whose product is annotated as Tsr1p. The record is from RefSeq and is a predicted model, not a curated record. Gene Ontology annotation, cellular component: preribosome, small subunit precursor; nucleus. The transcript has a single exon. NCBI's taxonomy places the organism in Eukaryota, Fungi, Ascomycota, Pichiomycetes, Serinales, Debaryomycetaceae. Bases 1 to 2529 code for a protein of 842 amino acids. Gene Ontology annotation, molecular function: GTPase activity; U3 snoRNA binding; GTP binding. Gene Ontology annotation, biological process: endonucleolytic cleavage of tricistronic rRNA transcript (SSU-rRNA, 5.8S rRNA, LSU-rRNA); maturation of SSU-rRNA from tricistronic rRNA transcript (SSU-rRNA, 5.8S rRNA, LSU-rRNA); ribosome biogenesis.
AUGGCCAAUUCUCAUAGAAACACAUUAAAGCAUGACCAUAAGCCAUUCAAAUCAAAGCAUGCCACCAAAGGUCAAAUCAAGGCCAGAAUAAAGGGUAAAGUUGAAAAAUCAUCCAAUAGUCUGGGUGGCAGUAAACUGCUGAAAGUUGUAUCAAAAUUGGAAAGGAAAAACUUAUCAAAACAACAAAGGGACAAUAAGAUCUUAGAAACGAAAUUAACUAAAAAAUUGUUUGAAGGUAAUUCAGGGGCAGAAAAGAUUGUUACCAUAAUUACAUUAACUAAUGAUUUAUCUGCUGUUGACAUUGCCAAUAGAUUAUUUAAUGAACAAGAAGAUACCAGUAAUGAGUCAAUAACAAGAUUCGAUUUUGGUUAUCCUUCGGUCACAAACAUAAAUAUUGCAAAAUUCAAAACCAAUUUGAAAGUGAUAAUUCCCAAACAAAAUAAUAUGAUUAGUAUUCUUGAUGCGGCCCAAGUGUCUGAUUUUGUUCUCUUGGGGAUAUCUGCAACUGAAGAAAUUGGAGAAAACUCAUUUGGUGAAACCGUCUUACGUGCAUUGAUUGCUCAAGGUAUAUCAACAACAAUUGGGGUGUUGCCGAAUAUUGUCCUGGCUUAUCCAAAACGUAAUUUACAAUUAGAUGUCAAGCAGUCGUUACAAUCAUUUUAUCAUCAUUUUUUCCCAUCGCGAGAUGGAUCAUCGAAUCGAGGCAGUGGCACUGAUAGUGGUGGGAAUAAAUUAUACCUGUUGGAAUUAGAUUCUGAUAACUCGAAUUGUUUGCGGAUAAUAUGUCAAAAAUUCCCUCAACUGAUAACUUGGAGAGAUUCUCGUGGGUGGUUAGUUGCCGAUAAAGUUGAAAUUUUUAACCCAAAUGGCAUGCCUGUGGAGAAUCAACAACAAAUGAUGGUGGUAGAAGGUAUGGUGAGAGGAGUUGGAUUCAAUGUUAAUCGGUUAGUUCAUUUGCCUGGAUUGGGCGAUUUCCAAUUACACAAGUUGGAGAAAUUGGCAAGAAAAGCACGUGGGAACAGCUCACGUAAUCAUCGUGGCGGUAUGGAUAUAGACACUGGUAAUGAUGGUGAUGCUGAGGAAACGUUUUUGCCUAAUGAACAGCAAGAGCUGUUGGAUGAAUUGAAUCCUGACGAAGGGAUCGAUAUGGGAACUAUGGAAGAUGACGAUGAUUUCUUAAAUAACGAUAACUUUGGUGUCAGAUCAGAGGGAAAAAUAUAUUUCGAUAACGGCAACAGCAACGGUACGAGCUCUUCCAGCACGGGCAAAAAACUAGUUCCAAGAGGUACUUCAGAAUAUCAAGGAAGAUGGUUUGUUGAUGAUGUAUUGGAUGAAGAUGCAUCUGAUUUAGAAGAACAACGAGAAGGAGAAGGAGAAGAAGAAGAAGACGCCAAUAUAGUUGACGAUGAUAUGAUGGUAGAAGAUAAUAUGGAGGCAGAUGACAUUACCGAUAGUAUCCAUGAUUCAGAAAUGAUGCACGUUGACUUGUCACCAGAAGAAGAAAGUCGUCAACUUGAAGAAUACCGAUCAUUAGCUAAAGAUGAUUUGGAAUUCCCUGAUGAAAUUGAGUUGCAUCCUAAUGAAUCGGCUAUAGAGCGAUUGAAAGGGUUUAGGGGCGUCAAGUCUUUAGGUAAUUGUGAUUGGGAUUAUGAUGAGUACGAUCCUGAAGCACCAUCGAUAUUGAAGAGGUUGUUCCAGGUGUCGAAUUAUAAAGCCACGAAAAACAAAGUCAAUAAACAAUUCAUCAAACAAACAGAAAUCACCGCAGGUAAUCGAGUCAGAUUAUAUAUUAUCAUUCCUCCUGGCGCUUCCAACAAUGUAAGCAGCGUUAUUGGCAGUUGCUCGAGUGUUCCAUUCCCUGUAUACGAGUUAUUAGAACACGAACACAAGUUGGGUGUUUGUAAUUUCUCAUUUGAAGCAUGGCAAGAUUACGAGAAACCAAUUAUUAACAAAGAGCAAAUCAUUGUGCAAUAUGGACCAAGAAGACAAAUUAUCCAGCCGUUAUAUAAUCAAGCCAACAAUAAUCCAAACAACGUUCAUAAGUUGGAGAAUUUUGUCCAUCAUAACCAAGGUGGUGGCGGUGCAAUUAUCGCUACUGCUAUAACCCCAGUAUUGUUUACUAACUCGCCAACAUUAUUUUUCAAAAUUCAUCCCGACGCUGACGAUAGUAGCAACUCUAAUGGUGGAUCAGUUGAGUUUGUUGGUAAGGGUACUUAUUUGGGCAGUGAUGCUAAACGUAUCAUGGUACAAAGAGUUGUUUUAACUGGUCAUCCAAUAAAAAUUCAUAAACGUGUGGUCACUAUCCGUUACAUGUUUUUCAAUCGUGAAGAUAUCAACUACUUUAAGGCAGUCUCGUUGUUUACGAAAAACCUGGGACGAGUCGGAUUUAUUAAAGAAAGUCUUGGUACUCAUGGUUAUUUCAAAGCCAAUUUCGAUGGUAAAUUGACAUCACAAGAUGUGGUGGCUAUGAGUUUAUAUAAACGAUCCUGGCCUGAAGUUUCAACUGCCUGGAAUAAGUUUAAUUAUUAG